AUGCUAGCGUUGUUGCAGAACCUCGAAAAUCCUUUAGCUAUGUACAAGACACCCGUGGGAAGCGCCAAGUUCACCGAGAAAUCCGGAACGAUAGUGUCGAAGAGUUGUCCGAUUUGUAAGGGAAGUUGUCCGAAUGCUACGAAAUGUAAGCGAUUUCAGGAGCUCUCGUAUGAAGCACGCCGGGCUGCGGUUCGCGAAUUCAGAAUUUGUCGUAAGUGUUUGCGACAGCAUGGAGGAAACUGCAACAGUAAACCAUGCGGUGUCGACGGAUGUACGUUCAAGCACAAUGCACUUCUACACAAGUACCUCGUUGUGCCGAAUGAGAGGGAAGAAUUGUUCCGCUACUUGCCGGUUACACUGUUUGGGUCGAGCAAGCAGGUGGAGUGCUACGCCUUUCUGGACGAUGGAUCCGAGUUGACGCUGUUAGACGAACAAAUUGCCUGUGACCUAGAACUGUCAGGAGAGUCGAAACCGCUGUGUCUUAGGUGGACAGGAGGAACUCAUCGCUUCGAAGAAAAAUCGCGGAAGGUGGAUGUCGGAAUAUCCGGAUCGAAAGGGGAAAGAUUUGACCUUACUGACGUGCGAACGGUCGACGCACUUGAACUACCACUGCAGAGCUUAAACGUCGAUGAGUUGAAGGCAAAGUACAAACACCUGGAAUGGAUUCAAGUUGAGUCUUACAAUCUCGUGAGGCCUAGAAUUCUAAUUGGUUUGAAACAUGCCAACGUUUCCUUGGUUCGACGUUGUCGUGAAGGAAAGUUGGGUGAGCCCAUUGCCGUAAAAACUCACUUGGGCUGGACGAUUUUCGGAGGCUGUUCGUCGCAGGGGUCAGCUACCGACGGGAAGUACACUUACCACAUUUGUGCGUGUAAUCUGCAGAGCGACGAUCGAAUUCACCAAGAAGUUAAACAGUACUUUGGCCUAGAUAGCUUGGGAAUCAUGUCGCCGCCGUCCGAUGACCAUUCAAAUUCUAACUGUCUCCAAAGGCGUCUAUCAAGAGACGAUGAUCUUAAGCGUGCCUUCACUUAUAAGUUGGCAGAAUACCAAACCAAAGGCUAUGUAAGGAAGGUUAACCCAGAGGAACUCGUUCAUAAACAGGGGCAGACACGGUGUCUUCCCACUUUCCCGGUGAUAAAUCCCAACAAACCUGGGAAAAUCAGGGUCGUGUGGGAUGCAGCCGCUUCCGUGCAUGGAGUAUGCCUCAACUCCGUUUUGCUCACAGGACCGGAUAUGAUGACCUCUUUGGUAUCAGUUCUGCUACAAUUCCGAGAACAUCGUAUCGCUAUAUGUGGAGAUAUUCGCGAGAUGUUUCUCCAGAUAGGAAUUCGACCCACCGAUCAGUUCUAUCAACUCUUUCUGUGGUGGGAUGAUACUGAACAGCAAGAGCCGAGCACGUUCGUCGUUGAAGUCAUGAUUUUUGGAGCACGUUCAUCGCCAACCACGGCACAGUUCGUGAAAAAUCAUAACGCUCAGCGUUUCGAAGCAGAGUAUCCAGCAGCAGCCGUCGCUAUAAUUAAUAACCACUAUGUGGACGACAUGCUUGCAAGCACUGAGACGGAAGAAGAAGCCAUUGAACUCGCGAAGGCCGUGAAAUUCAUCCACGCCCAAGGAGGCUUUGAAAUACGGAAUUGGACUUCCAACUCCUGUAGAGUUCUGAAAGCCUUGAACGAAGAACCUACUGAAGAGAAGAAUCUAAACUUAUCAGCAGAGAUGGCGACGGAGAACGUUUUGGGGAUGUGGUGGAACACAUCGACGGAUUGUUUCAUGUUCAAGAUUUGCUAUCGACGUUUCGAUGCUGCGCUAUUUGAUGGGAGUCGAGCUCCAACCAAGCGAGAAUUGCUUCGCAUCAUAAUGACAGUUUUUGACCCGCUCGGUCUCAUAUCGCAUUUCUUGAUGAUUCUCAAGGUUACUCUUCAGGAAGUAUGGCGUAUCGGAUUGAAAUGGGAUGAGCAAAUAACUGGAAAGCAGUUCGAAAGUUGGAAAUCCUGGGUUAAAUUGCUGCCGAAACUGGAAGACAUUCAAAUUCCUAGAUGUUUUCAUCACGCGACAUCGAUCGCGGAUCAAACCCGAAUCCAGAUGCAUACGUUCGUAGAUGCAGGUGAAAACGGUAUGGCAGCGGUAGUAUAUCUGCGCUUCGAGGAAGAUGGUUUAGUAGAGUGCGUAUUGGUUGUUGCGAAAACACGCGUAACUCCUCUAAGAUACCUGUCGAUCCCACGAUCGGAACUCCAGGCAGCGGUCAUCGGAACGAGGCUAGCUAAUACUGUAAUUAAGUCACUUUCCCUUCGGAUAUCACAGCGCUAUUUCUGGUGCGACUCCCGAAAUGUUCUGUGCUGGCUGCGAUCCGACCACCGUCGAUACAGCCAGUAUGUGGCCACUCGAAUUAGUGAAGUGCUAGACACUACGGAAAUUGAUGAGUGGCAUUGGAUUCAGUCGGAGUGGAACCUUGCCGACGACGGUACAAAAUGGACAGGACAGGUGGAGCUGAAAAUUGAAGAUCGCUGGUUUCUGGGGCCGGGAUUUUUGAAAGGACCGGAGGAAAGCUGGCCAAAACGCAGUUUUAUUAGGGAAACAACUGAUGAAGAGAUUCGGUCAAGCGCACUGUUCCAUGGUAAAAAUGCAGAACCGGUUGUUAUGGCAAAUAACUAUUCACGAUGGAUGCAUCUAGUGAGAGUAACAGCAUAUGUACAACGCUUCGUGGAUAACGUUCAGUCCAAGCGAAAGAAAAUACCACAGCGUAGCGGACCACUAACGAACGACGAACUUCGACGGGCUCAGGAAUACCACUUUCACCAGGCACAGCGAGAUGCUUACGCAGAGGAGCUAAGGCUGUUGGUAGGUUCUAAUAACGAGGGGGAACGAAUAACGCAGGUUACAAGUAGCAGCAAGAUUCACAAGCUGAGCCCCUUUUUGGACCCGGCAAAUAUUUUACGAAUGAACAGCAGGGCCGCGAAAUGUAUAUUCCUAUUUCCAGAUGAAAAGUACCCAAUCAUACUACCCGAUGAUCAUCCCGUCACUCAUUUGGUGCUCGCCGAUUUUCAUGAAAGGACAAAUUUUGUUGGUGCUUCCAAAGAAUUGCAUGAGACUGUCCGUGCUUUAGAUAAACACCAGCUGUCGAAGGAGUUCACUACAGCUUCGACGUCCUGGCGUUUCAAUCCGCCCGCUACCCCCCACAUGGGUGGCAGCUGGGAGAGACUUGUCCCAUCGGUAAAGCGGAAUCUGACGGAAAUCCUCAGAAGUAGACGCCCAACAGACGAGGAGCUGCGUAGUGCAUUGACCCUGAUUGAAGGCGUACUCAACAGUCGCCCCUUGACAGAGGUUCCCGUAGAUAACGAGUCCGAACCAGCGCUCACACCCAACCAUUUCUUAUUGGGUUCAUCGGAUGGUUCGAAGCCUUUCACACUGUGUGACGACAAUGUACAAACCGUGCGUCGUGGAUGGCAGGUUUCACAGGUUAUGGCGAACGCUUUCUGGAAACGCUGGUUGCGGAACUAUUUACCUGAAAUUACCAAAAGGUCAAAAUGGUUCAAAAAAGUAAAACCUAUUUCCGUAGGGGACAUAGUGGUUAUUUGGGGUCCUGAACAUCCACGAAAUUGCUGGCCGAAAGGCAAGGUAAUUUGUAUCGUGGAGAAGGGAGGUCAGGUACGCAGAGCUACGGUCCAAACCUCAAGAGGAGUUUACGAACGCCCAGCCGUUAAAUUAGCCGUUCUCGAUAUCUGGAGCGAAAGUGUGUAG
Molecule: messenger RNA, 3732 nt
Organism: Toxorhynchites rutilus septentrionalis
Lineage: Eukaryota; Metazoa; Arthropoda; Insecta; Diptera; Culicidae
Exons: 5
Coding region: 1-3732 (1243 amino acids)
Molecular function (GO): nucleic acid binding
Source: RefSeq, a predicted model, not a curated record